Exaiptasia diaphana is the source of this 804-nucleotide messenger RNA. RefSeq names its product cyclic nucleotide-binding domain-containing protein 2-like. Bases 1 to 804 code for a protein of 267 amino acids. NCBI's taxonomy places the organism in Eukaryota, Metazoa, Cnidaria, Anthozoa, Actiniaria, Aiptasiidae. Gene Ontology annotation, molecular function: cAMP binding. The transcript is spliced from 5 exons. Gene Ontology annotation, biological process: spermatogenesis. The record is from RefSeq and is a predicted model, not a curated record.
AUGAAUAUAUUACCUCCACUACACARAGAAAAAAGUARCUCCAACAAAUCAUUCAAGAAAUUCGCUAAAACAAUAAGAACUCAAACACGCUGGAUACAAAGCAAUCUUGCCGAUGUUAACGAAACGAAGUUCUUUCAAAGCAGCAUCACUAGCCGUAGGGAAAGCGUACAACCAAGCUUUAACCUCAAUGCGUUCAAAUCCCACGUGUGUCCUGGCAAUGUGGGUAGUACAGCAAGAAGUCACCUAGUAAAGCCACCGUGGAUGAGAACAACAUCUGAUCUCAAAGUACUCGCGUCAAUCAUCGAUAAACUCAAGUCAUUUGCACGCUACCCACAAACAGUCAGAGAGCAGCUCUGUAAAGUUCUCUAUUAUGAAUGUUUUGAAGAUGGACGUAUCRUAGUGAGACAAGGAGAUGCCGGAUAYUCGUUYUACUUUAUUCUAAGUGGUGGUGUGUCAGUCGAAGUCAAUGAAAGAGAUGAGAAGACAGGCCAGCUUAUCACCCAGGUCGUCAAUGAAAUGUAUGCUGGGGAUAUGUUUGGAGAAGUUUCUUUAUUACACAACAUCCAACGCACAGCUACAAUCAUCUGUAAAGGACAGACUGAAUUCCUGAGAAUUGAUAAACCUGACUUUGAUAUGGUUCUCAAGUCUAGUUAUCAGCAAGAGUACAACGAAAGGCUUGACUAUCUUAGUUCUCUUCCUGAGUUUGAUGACUUUUCACAGAAGGAAUUACAACAAUUAAUGGCAAAAUGUAAAUUCGUUGAGCAUGCGCACAACAAGGUAAGAUCUAGAAGGCUUUUCUUUUAA